This is a messenger RNA of Ixodes scapularis (black-legged tick), 519 nucleotides long. RefSeq lists its product as uncharacterized. The transcript is spliced from 5 exons. The record is from RefSeq and is a predicted model, not a curated record. NCBI's taxonomy places the organism in Eukaryota, Metazoa, Arthropoda, Arachnida, Ixodida, Ixodidae. Bases 37 to 432 code for a protein of 131 amino acids.
AUACACAACAGUGUCUAAGUCCUUAUUUCAGCCACCAUGCAAAUCUUCGUGCCCGUGCUUCUUCUGGCCAUUGCGGCCGUCAUCUAUGGCCGGGUGGCCGAGCCUGUGAAUGUGCCGGAGGAAGAUGGCAUUGAUAGCUACCGCUGGAAAAAACCCGUUGGUGUCGCACUCGAGAAGAUCGGCAAGUGGCUACAGCGAAGGGGGCGGUUUUACACUGCCGAGGACGGUGACGGAAAUGAUGCUGAAGAUUUCAGCCCCAAGGACCUGAAGGAAAUUGGCGCUGUAUUGGGGAAACUGGCCUUCGCACUUGAGGAGGGCAAUACGCUGGAUGCCGCACUCGACGGCGACGAAGCUUCGGAGUACGGCAUCGGAAAAUGGGCCAAAAGGAUUCGUGGGUGGGCCAAGCAAGUUCCGCCCGCCAUCGGUGGAUAAAUUGAAAAUUGCAAUAUUACCAUUUAAGCAUACCCAAACCAUUGCAUUCUCAUGCCUUGAAAUAAAGAAUCGGUGUGUUUCUAUUUA